Messenger RNA from Medioppia subpectinata, 624 nucleotides. The record is from the annotation of a GenBank genome assembly. Lineage: Eukaryota; Metazoa; Arthropoda; Arachnida; Sarcoptiformes; Oppiidae.
AUGCCUGUCAUUUCAUCGAAACCAUACAUCGCUGGAGACGUUGUCUUCAAAUGCAAACCACUAUUGGUUUAUAUUCACGACAAAUACAAAGGAGAGUAUUGCGACAAUUGUCUCAAACCUAUGGAUCAGUUGAAGAGGUGUUCAAAAUGUCGUCAAAUGUAUUAUUGCGGCAAAAAUUGUCAGACAAUCGACUGGUCUUUCCAUAAGAAUGAAUGCAAAGUCUUGAGAGAGAACAGAAUCAAUGGAUUUCACCCAAUCUUUAUACCAUUACUUCGAGUCUAUCUUCGGAUCAAAAAUGACAAAACAUUUGCGACCGAAAGACACACUUUGAUUGACGGAUCAGAUGUUUGUCUCAAUGAUAUGAAUAUCGCAGUCAAUGUUAGGUGUAUUUCAGAGGAUGUGUUUGUCAUUUGUCGACAAUUCAAGAGUAUUGGCAUUGAUUUUAAGGCCAAAGAGCUUAAGCGAUGGUUUAAAUUGGUAUUAAAAAAUACCAACAAUAUGUCCCGCGAAAGCGAUGAUCCAAUGAGUUUUGACGCUACCAUCGGAGGCGCCGUUUGUCCGCAGUUGUGGCCAAUCAGUCAUUCCUGUUCCCCAAACAUGGCUUUCAUUUGCAGAGAUGGAUAG